AUGUCCAAGGCAACAAGCGAUGACAGCCAUUUGGUCCCGAGAAUCAUCAAUCACAUGAACAAGGACCACUCGCAUAACAUCGAGGACUACCUUGUCGUUUAUGCUCAUGUUGAUCCGGAGAUAGCCAAGCGUCGUCCAGCCCUCGAAACGCUCAACUUGGGCGCCAUGUCCCUCUCCUACAUUGAUAUGGAGGGCACGAAAUGCUUCAUCCGGGUCCCCAUCGAACCGACCAUGGAGUCUUUCCACGACGCCCGUGCCAAGCUCGUCGAAAUGGCCCAGGUUGCAGCUGCCAGACGAGGGUUCAGUGAGUACCUCGUCAACGACGUGCCUUUCUUCUCGAGCUUCAAAGACUACGUCUGUGUCGCCCUUUUCGCCUCGCUUUACACGUUCGCCGUCAAGCCGCAUCUCUUGCGAUACCUUGUGGACGACGUCUUGCUGCUUGGCCCCGAGAUCUCCGGAUACAUCAUGGACUACCACGUCACCGUCUUCAGAGGGUUGCUACUCAUACACGCUGUCGAGGCAAUUGUCAUCUUGUACCCGUUGCUCAGAAAGUUCAGAAUGGGAACUGCGAAGAAACUCGCUUGCCUACUUCUUUGUCUCGUUGAAGGGAUCGUUUUUCUAAGUGCAUUCAAAGAAACGGUCGAUCGUGCUCAGAAUCCAAACAGAAACAAAGAGAAAUAA
This is a messenger RNA of Pichia membranifaciens NRRL Y-2026, 681 nucleotides long. RefSeq lists its product as hypothetical. The transcript has a single exon. The record is from RefSeq and is a predicted model, not a curated record. Bases 1 to 681 code for a protein of 226 amino acids. Lineage: Eukaryota; Fungi; Ascomycota; Pichiomycetes; Pichiales; Pichiaceae.